GUUCCAACGAGAUUUGUGUAGAAUUUUCACGAUCGAAUCGAUGAAUGAACUGAGAUGUUUCUUCUUCCUUUUUUUUGAAUCGUGUACAAUUCAAAAAGAUAAUUUUCGUCUUCCUAGUCGUGAUAUACUCCUACUGUUGGCUCGACGGACGGCGUAGCAGUUGGGAUUCCCCUCCAUCUCCUGAACUUGCGCAAGAAGAUGAUGGUGGGCUCGCACAGCUGGCCAGGUCCUUCUUGUUUAAUCAGUUCUGUUUCUUCGCCGGAAAUGAAUUGCUCGCCACACCAACACUUAUCAGUUGGCUCUCAUCUCCCUAUAAAAUACGGUGUUUCUUUUGCUUAACGAUCUGAGGGCAUGUACAAUGGUGCUAGCUUAGUAGUGCCACGUAGAUUAAAUGUUGAGGUGGAGGAGAGAGAAACCGAAAAAAAGGUCUUGCCUUCGCUUAAUUAAGCGAUGACAUCUUAGCCCCGAUUUUGACGCGAUCUGUGAUCCGUGCGCCGAACGGCCACAGCCGGAUCCUUCUCGUUGCCUCGCGCGAAAAUUUUCUUCUUGGCGCGCCUCUCUUCCUUCUCGCCCGUCCUGCGCGCCAAAUUUCUCAUCCCGAUCCUGGAGCCCGCCAGAAGAAACCUAGGCCCGCUGCCCCCAUAAAUCCACAGCAGCAGACUCCAUCUUCCACCCGUGCGACUUGCAGGUUCCUUGAGCACCAACAUGGCUGGCCAUGGGAGGAAGAAAGCGGCGCCCCCAUCCCAGGUGAUGGACGGACCAGACGGACAAGACCCAAAAUAUGGCGCCCCUCCCCUGCCGAUGGGGCGACCUAAAGCUGCCGCAGCAGCCGUAGCGGCAUCGAACGCUUGGUUGGCUGGGCAUGCUGCCGCUAGAUCCGAUUCUUCCCUUCAAGUUGAUUGGGGAAAUGAUGUUUACCCACCUGGUGGUUUUGUAAAUUAUUUGAACAAUUCAUCGAGCUUCAGUCUUCCACAACAAAUUCCUCCUCCACCAGCCAUGACACAUGGUGCUAAUUUCGCGGCACCGCUGACAUUUGCAUCUCAAAAGAAUCCAAUUACAGCAGUGAAGAAACGAUCCAAACGUGCCCAUGUUGAAAUUGCGGAUGAUGCAGGAGAAGGUAAAACUAUGAAGAGAUUGCCAUGGACAUCAGAGGAGGAUGAUAGAUUGAUGAGUGCUUGGCUCAAGAACUCAAAUGAUCCUAUCGGUGGUAAUUUCAAGAAGAAUGACAAAUAUUGGGGAGAUGUGGUCGCGGACUACAAUAGCAACACCCCCUCAGAUCGCAAAAGACAAGUCAAUCAAGCUAUGAACCGAUGGCAUCGAGUUAACAAAAUGAUAAAUAAUUUCCAUUCCAUCCACGGGGAGAUUAGCGGUGUAUAUGCUAGUGGGCAGUCCAAUCAGCAAUUGAUGGAGAAAGUCCACAAAGCAUAUGAGAACAGACACGGAGGACCAUUUCUUCUGGAAAGUACCUGGCAGGUUGUUCGUCACUAUCCGAAGUGGUCUACGUACAAUGCAGAACUGAAUGGAUUGAAGAAAAUAGAUGUGGCCGACCUGGGGAAGGCAGAGGAUCAUGAGGCAGCUGAUAGUGAUGAUAUCCCACGGCCUCCAGGUACUAAAACAGCUAAAAGAGAUGGGAAUGGCAAUGACAAAAGAAAGUUGAAGUCAGAGGAUUUAGAAGAGCUUGAGAAAUUCUUAGAAGCCCAAAAAGAAGCUACUAAAAGUCGCACGGAUGUCCUUGAGGUUCAAAAGCGUAUUGCAGCCGAUAAACUUGAGUCGUCGAGGCUCAUUCUCCUUGCAGCGAAGGAGAACAAGGAGGCAAAAACAAGAGGGAAAAUGCUAGAACAGUACGGUAAAUUAUUGACACAAGAUAUGGCAGGGAUGACCGAGUUUCAGAAAGCUGAGCAUGCGAUUGCACUUAAAUUGAUGCGGGAGGAGUUAUUCCCCAACGCUCGUCAAUAAGUUUGGAAGGAACCUGUUCCUGUUUGAUGAAUGAAGAGAGAAGAACAGCCAAUGAAGCAAUGUGGUUCAUGUCCUAGUACUGAUGCUUCAGGAGUGCACAAGCUUGUUUUUGUUUUGUUGACAGAAGUAGUUAUUAUCAAUAGAUUUCUGUUGGU
Messenger RNA from Triticum aestivum (bread wheat), 2111 nucleotides. Its product is annotated as glutathione S-transferase T3-like. The coding region runs from base 706 to 1956 and encodes 416 amino acids. The record is from RefSeq and is a predicted model, not a curated record. NCBI's taxonomy places the organism in Eukaryota, Viridiplantae, Streptophyta, Magnoliopsida, Poales, Poaceae. The transcript is spliced from 4 exons.